Messenger RNA from Cervus elaphus (red deer), 2822 nucleotides. It is a transcript of the gene GPAT4, whose product is annotated as glycerol-3-phosphate acyltransferase 4. Gene Ontology annotation, molecular function: glycerol-3-phosphate O-acyltransferase activity. NCBI's taxonomy places the organism in Eukaryota, Metazoa, Chordata, Mammalia, Artiodactyla, Cervidae. Bases 941 to 2311 code for a protein of 456 amino acids. The transcript is spliced from 13 exons. Gene Ontology annotation, biological process: triglyceride biosynthetic process. The record is from RefSeq and is a predicted model, not a curated record. Gene Ontology annotation, cellular component: endoplasmic reticulum.
GCUGGGACGCGAGGGUCACGUCAAGGCGGCGUAGACAAAGGGCGGGCGCGCGCACGUCCCUACGCACGCCUGGGGCCGGCGGCGGCGGCAGUGGCGGCAAGGGCGGGACGGACGGUCCGCGGAGGCAUUUGGCGUUCGGAGCCUCGUGCUUGCUUCGGCAGCAUGUAAGCAGCUUCUUGCCAAGAACCCAGGUCACUGCUGAGAAGAGGGCCUGAGGGAAGAGCAUCCAGAGGAGCCCAAUGCCAGGCGUGCCUGGGAUUACACUCCCCGCGGGCAGCAUGAGCUGUUCCCUGCCAGUGCCUCUGUGCCCCUGGCAAGGCCUGUAGCUCUCCAGGGAGGAGGGUCCCGGGAGCGGCGCGCCAGGAGCCCCCAGAGGAAGGAUGGAGCCAGAUGUGAACGCAAUUUUCAGCUUAUGAAGGAGUUUUAAGGAAAACAAUUAUUUAAUUUCCACUUAUUCACGUUCACAAGACUUCUGUGGGAAGUGCCAGCAAGUCACACCCCCCCCCCCCCCCCCGGCACUGGAGUUAUCAGGCUUUUUCUGGCAGCACGUUGAACUCUUCUUGGUACUUCUGGCAAUGACAGACCUUCAGGACAGAUUUAUCUGCUAAAUGCUCUUGGGCAGGAGAUAAAGGGACACUUCUGGAAGCAGUGCCAGCGGAGCAGAGCCCAGAGCGUGCCCGGGCCACUCACUGGCCGGGCCGCCCCGCCUGUCCUGAAGACUGAGCCCGCCCUGUCUGCCUGCAGCCCGUCUCCUCCAGGGAGGCCCUCAGGGCCCCCUUCUGCUCUCAUCCUCUGCCCAGUCUCCGUUCCGGCCGUCGAGGGAUGCGAACUUGGGAAUGGAGUUGGCGCCCCUCCCCAGGCCGGUGCUGACGGAGAGGACCAUCUGAGGCCGGCUUUGUUCGCGGGGAGGAGGGCACUGGCCUGGCCUGCAUCCCCCACCAUGUUCCUGCUGCUGCCUUUCGACAGCCUGAUUGUCAACCUCCUGGGCAUCUCCCUGACGGUCCUCUUCACCCUCCUCCUGGUUUUCAUCAUCGUCCCUGCUGUUUUCGGAGUCUCCUUUGGUAUCCGAAAGCUCUACAUGAAAACUCUGUUAAAGAUCUUUGCGUGGGCUACCUUGAGGAUGGAGCGAGGCGCCAAGGAGAAGAACCACCAGCUCUACAAGCCCUACACCAACGGAAUCAUUGCAAAAGACCCCACGUCACUAGAGGAAGAGAUCAAAGAGAUCCGCCGGAGCGGGAGCAGUAAGGCCCUGGACAACACUCCCGAGUUUGAGCUCUCGGACAUUUUCUACUUCUGCCGGAAAGGAAUGGAGACCAUCAUGGACGACGAGGUGACCAAGAGGUUCUCGGCAGAGGAGCUGGAGUCCUGGAACCUGCUGAGCAGGACCAAUUACAACUUCCAGUACAUCAGCCUGCGGCUCACCGUGCUGUGGGGCUUGGGCGUGCUCGUCCGCUACUGCCUCCUGCUGCCGCUCAGGGUAGCUCUCGCCUUCACGGGGAUCAGCCUCCUGGUGGUGGGCACAACGAUGGUGGGGUACCUGCCAAACGGGCGGUUCAAGGAGUUCCUGAGCAAGCACGUUCACCUCAUGUGCUACCGGAUCUGCGUGCGCGCGCUGACGGCCAUCAUCACCUACCACGACAGGAAGAAUCGGCCUAGAAACGGCGGCAUCUGCGUGGCCAACCACACGUCUCCCAUUGACGUCAUCAUCCUGGCCAGCGACGGCUAUUACGCCAUGGUGGGACAGGUGCACGGCGGCCUCAUGGGGGUCAUCCAGAGAGCCAUGGUCAAGGCCUGCCCCCACGUCUGGUUCGAGCGCUCCGAGGUGAAGGACCGCCACCUGGUGGCCAGAAGGCUGACCGAGCACGUGCAGGAUAAAAGCAAGUUGCCCAUCCUCAUCUUUCCAGAGGGAACCUGCAUCAAUAACACAUCAGUGAUGAUGUUCAAAAAGGGAAGUUUUGAAAUUGGAGCCACAGUUUACCCCGUUGCUAUCAAGUACGACCCGCAGUUCGGGGAUGCCUUCUGGAACAGCAGCAAGUACGGGAUGGUGACCUACCUGCUCAGGAUGAUGACCAGCUGGGCCAUCGUCUGCAGCGUGUGGUACCUGCCCCCGAUGACCAGACAGGCGGAGGAGGACGCGGUCCAGUUUGCCAACAGGGUGAAGUCCGCCAUCGCCAGGCAGGGCGGCCUGGUGGACCUGCUGUGGGACGGCGGCCUGAAGCGGGAGAAGGUGAAGGACACGUUCAAGGAGGAGCAGCAGAAACUGUACAGCAAGAUGAUCGUCGGCAACCACGAGGACCGGAGCCGGUCCUGAGCCCCGCCGCCGCUCGGCCGCCCCGGGUCCAGCCGCCUCCGUGUCCCUUUCCGCCGAGUCCUCUGGAGGAAGGCCAUUAAAGUCCCUCCCCACCGAGCCAGAGCAGCCUGAGUGCUGGGUGGAAGCCCGCGUCCCCUCAGGGCCUGGGCGCCGUCUGUCUGAGGCCCGUGUGCAGGGGACCUGGCCGGCCAGCACCGCCCCAGGAGGGCCCGGCCUCGGGGCAGACUCACGGGAGAGACUGUGACUGCAGGCCCCGGGGAGUGCCGUUCUCCCCGAGGGGCCGGUGUGGCCGUGGCUCGGCCCCCCGCUCAGCCGCGGCGCCACGCUCGUCUGUCCCCAGUGUGGGGGGUGGGGACACCUGCCUCCCCGGGUUGUUGUGAGGGAAGGGCGGCCAGCCCAGCGUGGUGGUGCAGGGCCGGGGGCGGGCGGGCGGGCGAGGGAGAGCCAGAGCCAGCAGGGGCUUGGGCUCUGUUCCUGUGAGUCAAUAAAGUUGUCUUUGGUGGUGACUGAA